AUGCCUAGAUACAUUUACCUCCUACAUGCCAACGACGAAUCCGAGCUCGGUGCAUCAACACCAGCCGAGAUGAGCGAGAUGCUCGCGAAAAUGGGAGCAUACAACCAAUCCCUGAAGGACGCCGGACUCUUCAUAACCGCCGACGGAUUCCGCGCGUCUAAGGAGGGCGCCAGGGUCACUUUCUCUGCCAACUCAACUAAUGUGCAGAAUGGACCUUUCAACCGGGAGGGGCUUAUUCGUGGAUAUUGGAUUGUGAAGGCGAGGGAUCUGGAUGAAGCGGUUGCUUGGGCGAAGAAAGCCCCUCUUGAGGAUACGACGAUUGAAGUCAGGAGGUUUGGGGAGCUGGAGGACUUCAAAGAUAUCUUGGCCGGGCAGUCGGAUAAGUGA
Molecule: messenger RNA, 387 nt
Organism: Exophiala bonariae
Lineage: Eukaryota; Fungi; Ascomycota; Eurotiomycetes; Chaetothyriales; Herpotrichiellaceae
Exons: 1
Coding region: 1-387 (128 amino acids)
Source: RefSeq, a predicted model, not a curated record